This is a messenger RNA of Coregonus sp. 'balchen', 9023 nucleotides long. The record is from the annotation of a GenBank genome assembly. Lineage: Eukaryota; Metazoa; Chordata; Actinopteri; Salmoniformes; Salmonidae.
GCGGUUUUGGCGGGAAGAGCUGGUCGUAGAUCAGCUUUUCAAUAAUAUCCGGGGACCCGCGUGUGAGUCAGCUGAUAGUAUUAGGUGUGUUUCAAUAUCUUUCCUCAGUACAGUACUCUGUAUUGAUCUAGUUGCAAUUAGAUUAGGUGAUUUAACAAUAGUCUAAAAACAACCGGUAAGAACUGGUAUUUGGUUUGAAAAAUGGCAGCACACCCGCCAAAGACAAAGAUUCUGAUAAGUGCAAAUAAAAGGUGAGUUAUCUUGAUAAUUUCCUAAAUACUACUGGUAAUUACAGUUGCUAAAACUAUCAAUGCAAGUGUUAUACAUUUAUAGUAGAUUACAGUAAAGUAAGACCGUUUUUCACUCCUCAACUCACUCCUUGAAUUGUGCAUUCAUUUGCAUUUUCCCGAUUUGCUUUAUUCCUAGGUUGCAAAACCUGAAAGAGGCCUUCGAGAAAAAGUAUGGAGAAGCUCCUCUCUUUUAUGCACGAGCUCCUGGAAGAGUCAAUCUAAUAGGUAUGUAAACUAAGUUCAGAUGUAUAUAGCUAUGCUAUUAUAACGCAGAAAUCCAUAAAUACAGUAUAAAGACAAGUGAUUUACAGGAGAAAAAAUAAAUAAAUGUGAUCCUAGCUAACUAUAAACCGUAACUGUAUCUCAAACAUUGUCUUUCUUCAUUCAUUACUGUUAGGAGAACACAUUGACUACUGUGGGUAUGCUGUGCUCCCAAUGGCUAUUGAGCAGAGCAUUCUUGCUGCUGUCACUGUCAAUGAUUCCAAGAAAAUACACCUGGCCAACACAGAACCUAAAUACAAGUAAGAUCUGCCAGUGAAUCUCCACUCAAGCCUUCCUCCUGCUUUUUAUGCCUGUGCAAUUCCCCUAUAAUCUGCGUAUGUAAGCAUCUUCCUGAAUCUGUCUUGAUUUGCCGCCCAUCUAGACAAAUUGACGACUGUAUUGCAUUACCUAUCAAAUUGUAUUUACCUAGAGACGGCUCUCUCAAAAUCAUAAAAUGUUUUUUUUUUUUUUUUUUUACAGGGACUUCACAGUCUCUUCAGAAGACAUUGAGAUUGACAAGGACAAUCCUCAGUGGUAUUAUUACUUUCUCUGUGGGGUGAAAGGGAUUCAGGUGAGUCGUUGUAGACUCUGGUUAUUACUUUCUCUGUGGGGUGAAAGGGAUUCAGGUGAGUCGUUGUAGACUCUGGUUAUUACUUUCUCUGUGGGGUGAAAGGGAUUCAGGUGAGUCGUUGUAGACUAUGGUAUACUUUCUCUGUGGGUGAAAGGGAUUCAGGUGAGUCGUGUAGACUCUGGUUAUUACUUCUCUGUGGGGUGAAAGGGAUUCAGGAGCGUUGUAGCUUGGUAUUACUUUUUGUGGGGUGAAAGGGAUUCAGGUGAGUCGUUGUAGACUCUGGUUAUUAUUUUCUGUGGGUUUGAAAGGGAUUCAGGUGAGUCGUUGUAGACUUGGUAUUACUUCUCUGUGGGGUGAAGGGAUUCAGGUGAGUCGUUGUAGAUCUGGUUAUUACUUUCUCUGUGGGGGGGAAAGGGAUUCAGGUGAGUCGUGUAGACUCUGGUUAUUACUUCUCUGUGGGGUGAAAGGGAUUCGGUGAGUCGUUGUAGACUUGGUUAUUACUUUCUCUGUGGGGUGAAAGGGAAAUUCAGGUGAGUCGUUGUAGACUCUGGUUAUUACUUUCUCUGUGGGGUGAAAGGGAUUCAGGUGAGUCGUUGUAGACUCUGGUUAUUACUUUCUCUGUGGGGUGAAAGGGAUUCAGGUGAGUCGUUGUAGACUCUGGUUAUUACUUUCUCUGUGGGGGUGAAAGGGAUUCAGGUGAGUCGUUGUAGACUCGGUUAUACUUUCUCUGUGGGUGAAAGGGAUUAGGUGAGUCGUUGUAGACUCUGGUUAUUACUUUCUCUGUGGGGUGAAAGGGAUUCAGGUGAGUCGUUGUAGACUCUGGUUAUUACUGUAAUAUGCAGUAUAUGUUCUUCUUCAUGUUGUUCUAUUCUACUAUUCUAAUUCAUCAUAUCAAAUCUGUCUCUCUCUCUGUCUGGCUGUCUCUGUCUCUCUGUCGGGCUGUCUCUCUGGCUGUCUGUCUGUCUGUCUGUCUGUCUCUGUCUGUCUGUCUGUCUCUCUCUGUCUGUCUGUCUGUCUCUCUCUGUCUGUCUGUCUGUCUGUCUGUCUGUCUGUCUGUCUGUCUGUCUGUCUGUCUGUCUGUCUGUCUGUCUGUCUACAGUAUCUAUCUAUCAUGUUGAUACAGUAUUAACCUUAUCAAACAUAAACAUGAGGCAUUGUUGAACAUAUAGUGUUCCGUCAUCAUCCUCACCAGGAGCACCUAGGGAAGGUUCCUCUGUCUGGGAUGAAGUGUGUUGUGGACGGAACCAUCCCGGCUAGCUCCGGCCUGUCCAGCUCCAGUGCCCUGGUCUGCUGUGCUGGGCUCCUCACCGUGGAGGCUAACCACAAGUCCCUCAACAAGGUAGUACAGGACAUGGAUGUAUUCGGUGAAUGUCUCAAGGAACUUAACUGUAGUUUGGCAAACCACACUCUUAAAAUCUUAUACGCUGAGACAAGAUUCAGAUAAUGAAUUGCUGACGAUAUGAGUUCUGAUACGGUCCUCUGUAGCUCAAUUGGUAGAGCACGGCGCUUGUAAUGCCAGGGUAGUGGGUUCGAUCCCCGGGACCACCCCAUACGUAAAAAUGUAUGCACACAUGACUGUAAGUCGCUUUGGAUAAAAGCGUCUGCUAAAUGCCAUAUUAUUAUGAGUUCAAACAUCAGUUUGAUCAAUGUCAGAUGUAUUUUAAUUACUUUUAGGAAUUGUUUUCUGUCAACACCUUGAUGCACGAUCUUGCUGUAAAGUCUGACAAGCAAAACAGGAGACUUAGACGGUCCCCUUUUCUGUCCACCAGGUGGCGCUGGCGGAGAUUUCAGCCAAGUGUGAGCGCUAUAUUGGCACUGAGGGCGGGGGCAUGGACCAGUCCAUUUCAUUCCUGGCAGAGGAAGGAACUGUAGGUACACACACCACACACACACCACACACACACACACACCACACACACACCACACACACACACACACACACCACACACACACACACAAACCACACACACACAACCACACCACACACACACACACCACACACCACACACACACACACACACACACAACACACACCACCACACACACAACACACCACACACACCACCACACACACACACACACACCACCCACACAUCCACACACCACACCCCACCCACAACACACACCACAACACAACCACACACACACCACCACCACACACCACACACACACACCAACCACACACCAACCACACACCACCACCACACACACCACACACAACACCACACACACACCACACACCACACACACACCACACACACACACACCACACACCACACACACACACACACCACACACACACAAACCACACACACACAAACCACACACCACACACACACACACACACACCACCCACAACACACACACACACACCACACACCACCCACCACACACACCACACACACACCACCCACACACCACACACACACACCACCCACACACCACACACACACACACCACACACACACCACACACACACACACACACACACAAACCACACACACACACACCACACACACCACACACACUCUGUAUAUAAAGGAGUAUUAUAUGGUAUGAGUGUUAAUUAGUGUUUGAUGAUGCUAUGUUAUAAGUUAAAACAAUAGUUUAACGAGAGUUUAAUGAAAUGAUGUACAGUUACGGUCAAAUUCUCUGGUUUGUUGGUGCUUGUUAUUAGUCCUUGAUCUGUCUGUUGUUGUUGUUGUUGUUGUUGUUGUCCCAGGCCAAGCUGAUUGAGUUCCACCCCUUGCGGGCGAUCUGACGUGCGUCUCCCUGAGGGAGCAGUGUUCGUCAUCUCUAACUGCUGCGUUGAGAUGAACAAGGCUGCUACCUCUCACUUCAACAUCAGGGUGGUCGAGUGCCGCAUAGCCACCAAGGUCAAUUAUUAUUACAGCGGCUCGGAAUUGAUAUUGCUGUUCUCAACAUCGUACAAAUAUAUAUAGAAUAUACCAAAUGCCACUAGAGAUGCCUGGUGGAGAACAUUCAACACGUGUUAUGAGUUAGUAAGCGUCCAAGGUUUUGUCCCGCUAGUACAUCAAAACAAAUUGUAAUCAGCUGAAAAUGAGGUUUAUUAUACUCAUAAUGCUGCUCUCCUCCACCACCUAGACGGGCCUGCAUUGAACUCUAUGGUGUUCUAGAAUUAAUUUAACUGUGUUCUCAACUCGACUCAGAUUCUGGCCAAUGCGAGGGGGGCCUGGAGUGGAGCAGGCUUUCGAAGCUGUUUCCUAGGCUUUAUCUUAACUCUAUGGUGUGAACUUUAGGGAGUUUUACAUCUAGGUUUUAUUAUAACUCUAUGCUGCUCUCCACCACUAGACGCUAGGCGAAGGCUCGGGGGCAUGGAGUGAGGCCGGCUGCUGAAGCUGUCCCCCUGUAUGCUUUAAAUAACUAUAUGGUAUGACUCUAUGGUCCCCCUCAGAUGCUGGCGAAGGCGCGGGGGCUGGAGUGGGGCCGGCUGCUGAAGCUGUCCCAGGUGCAGACAGAGCUGGAGGCCUCUCUGGAGGAGAUGCUGCGGCUGGUGGCUGAGGUUCUGCACCCUGAGCCCUACAGCAGAGAGGAGGUCUGCAAGGCUCUGGGAAUCACCACAGAACAGCUCUGUACAGACCUCCUUAGCGCCAACACACAGCACGGUAAGACACUAGUAUUACUACCAGUUAUUUUCCAAUCGUUUCGUUUCUGAACAGAACCACUAUUUUUUUCGUUCCGUUCUACUGUUCCGACCAGCAAUAUAAAGUUCUGAACCGGUUUGAACCCCAAAAAAGUACCAGUUUAUAUCAUUCCUUUAUGUUCCUUUUUUAACCUGUGAAAUCAAGUUUUAUUUUUUUACAUUUAGCUCAUUAAAUGACUUCACCAAUCAGUGCGGAUAGAGCCGGCAAAGCUAGUUGUUUACAUACGUGAUGGACAGACGAGUGUAGCCCAAUGGCACAAGAUGCCACUGAAAUGUUGAGGAUGGGGACAGAGGGUUGAGGAGGAGGCUUGGCUUGAAACGCUGGGCAUCUUAUGAAAUGCAUUAUAUGAACUAGGUCUACGCCGGGCAUCUUAUGAAAUGCAUUAUAUGAAAUAGGUCUACGCCGGGCAUCUUAUGAAAUGCAUUAUAUGAACUAGGUCUACGCCGGGCAUCGUAUGCAUCUAUCUUAUGAAAUGCAUUAUAUGAAUAGGUCUACGCCGGGCAUCUUAUGAAAUGCAUUAUAUGAAAUAGGUCUACGCCGGGCAUCUUAUGAAAUGCAUUAUAUGAAUAGGUCUACGCCGGGCAUCUUAUGAAAUGCAUUAUAUGAACUAGGUCUACGCCGGGCAUCUUAUGAAAUGCAUUAUAUGAACUAGGUCUACGCCGGGCAUCUUAUGAAAUGCAUUAUAUGAACUAGGUCUACGCCGGGCAUCUUAUGAAAUGCAUUAUAUGAACUAGGUCUACGCCGGGCAUCUUAUGAAAUGCAUUAUAUGAACUAGGUCUACGCCGGGCAUCUUAUGAAAUGCAUUAUAUGAACUAGGUCUACGCCGGGCAUCUUAUGAAAUGCAUUAUAUGAACUAGGUCUACGCCGGGCAUCUUAUGAAAUGCAUUAUAUGAACUAGGUCUACGCCGGGCAUCUUAUGAAAUGCAUUAUAUGAACUAGGUCUACGCCGGGCAUCUUAUGAAAUGCAUUAUAUGAACUAGGUCUACGCCGGGCAUCUUAUGAAAUGCAUUAUAUGAAACUAGGUCUACGCCGGGCAUCUUAUGAAAUGCAUUAUAUGAACUAGGUCUACGCCGGGCAUCUUAUGAAAUGCAUUAUAUGAACUAGGUCUACGCCGGGCAUCUUAUGAAAUGCAUUAUAUGAACUAGGUCUACGCCGGGCAUUUAUGAAAUGCAUUAUAUGAAAUAGGUCUACGCGGGCAUCUUAUGAAAUGCAUUAUAUGAACUAGGUCUACGCCGGGCAUCUUAUGAAAUGCAUUUAUAUGAACUAGGUCUACGCCGGGCAUCUUAUGAAAUGCAUUAUAUGAACUAGGUCUACGCCGGGCAUCUUAUGAAAUGCAUUAUAUGAACUAGGUCUACGCCGGGCAUCUUAUGAAAUGCAUUUAUAUGAACUAGGUCUACGCCGGGCAUCUUAUGAAAUGCAUUAUAUGACAGUCUAGUCUACGCCGGGCAUCUUAUGAAAUGCAUUAUAUGAACUAGGUCUACGCCGGGCAUCUUAUGAAAUGCAUUAUAUGAACUAGGUCUACGCCGGGCAUCUUAUGAAAUGCUUAUAUGAACUAGGUCUACAGCAUCUAUAACAUGAUUAAGAGCAGCUCGCAUGGGAACUUAUGAAUGCUUAUUGAGACUAAGUCUAACGGACUUAGAAUGCAUUAUACUGAACUUAGGUGUGAACGCCCGGGAUCUUAUGAAAUGCUUAUAAACUAGUCUACCGCAUCUUUGAAAUGCUUAUAUGAACUAGUCCCGGCAUCAUGAAAUGCAUAAUAACUAGGUUACCGUCUAGACUUAGAUUGGGUGGAGGAUAUAAAUAGUUAACGCCGGCAUCUUAUUAAUGCAUUAAUAAAGGUCUACCCCAUCUUUGAAAAGCUUUUGAACAGUCUGGGAUACUUAGAAAUGCAUUACUUGAACAGGUUAGCGGGCUGCGUUACCUAACUUAUCAUACUGGUAUACCGUCUUAUGAAGGCUUAUGCAAUAGGUUACGGGCCUUUGAAUUGUUGAUAGAAAUCAUACUGCCGGCACUAUGAAAUUGCUUAUAUAACAGUUCACGCCGGCAUUUAUGAAAUGCAUUUUGACUGGUCUCGCCGGCAUCUUAUGAAUGCAUUUAUGAACUGUUCGCCGGCAUCUAUGAAAUGCAUUAUAUAACAGGUUAACCCGGUCAUCUUAUGAAUCAUUAUAGUGUACCGGCAUCUUAUGAAACUGUUAUGAACAGGUCCUCGCCGGCAUUUUGAAUGCAAUAUGAACUAGGUCUGCGGCAUCUAGAAAUGCUUUAUUGUCAACGGGUUUAUAUGCAUUUUGACUGUCUCCCCCUUGUGACAUAUUGAUAGUCUACCGGGUCUAUAAGCUAUUAAAGGUACGCGGACUAUGAAUGUAAGAACAGGUUACCCGAUCUAUAACUAUUCUAGCUCCCGUGACCAGUCAAUACUGUACGCGGCUCAGGCAUUAAACUGAAUCACUGGCCUAUAGUAUCCUUAACUUACAGUGGGGUGGAAAAAAGUGAUCCAUCUCUCUAGCUAAUUAAAAAUCCUCUCUCCCUUUCUUCUGAAUAAACUUGGUACGUUGGAAGACUUAGCCUUGCUUUGGAGGGGGGGGGGCUGUAGCCUAACGCACACCUGGAAUACGUUUCUGAUGAGGCUUUGCCAGGUGCUUUGUUGGGGGACAGAAAUAAUGCCGGAACGUAAAUGAACGUAUAAACCGGUUUCCUCCCAUGCAGUUAAAAUAGCGUUCUGUUCCGGAACAGUAUGAAUCACUUUCGUUCCCUGUUCCGUUUCAUUCCUUGAAAAAUGUAAUUUCGUUGAACCGGUUCCUACCCUUGAUCACUACUGUGUAUCCAGUACAUUAAACUGUAGGCUACAGAUAGUAGGGUCUCCUCCGCCUGUUUUGAGUGCAAACCAUACUGUGGUGCGUGCAGGCACCCCUCGGAUAUGUUAUUUUCAAAAAGGUUCACAUCUGCCUUUCCUGCUGUCCCUCCUUGUGACCAUGACUCCUCCGUAUAUGUCCAUACUGUCUAAAAACCUCUAAAGGUAAAUGACAGAUUAAAGAACAGGUUUGACCCGAUAUACCCUCUCCUCUCCUCCCAGUGACCCAGUUCAAGCUGUACCAGCGGGCCAGGCAUGUAUACGGCGAGGCGGCACGGGUGCUGCGGUUCAAGAGCGUGUGUGAUGAGGCUCCCUCCGCCCCGAACGCCGUACAGCGUCUAGGAGACCUGAUGAAGCAGAGCCAUGCUAGCUGCAGAGACCUGUACGAGUGCAGCUGUCCAGAACUGGACCGGCUGGUGGAGAUAUGUCUGUGAGUCCAGCAUCAGCAGAAUGCCUCCAUUCUCUUUUAAGUUAACUAUAUUUUGUAUUAAGGGUUUAAACCUGUACGUUUUACAGGUUCGUCUCACUGUACACUCGUUAACCCAUAAAUAAAAUCUCGCAGUCAUUUGGUGAGAUACCAUUUAUAUGUUUACGUAGUCUGUUCAUGAGAGAUUAGUCUCAUUGAGAUAAAAGCUAAUUUCAAGAGAAACCUGUCAAUUACCUCCCGAGUGGCGCAGUGGUCUAAGGCACUGCAUUGCAGUGCUAGCUGUGCCACUAGAGAUCCUGGUUCGAAUCCAGGCUCUGUCGUAGCCGGCCGCAACCGGGAGACCCAUUGGGCGGCGCACAAUUGGCCCAGCGUCGUCCAGGGUAGGGGAGGGAAUGGCCGGCAGGGAUGUAGCUCAGUUGGUAGAGCAUGGCGUUUGCAACGCCAGGGUUGUGGGUUCGAUUCCCACGGGGGGCCAGUAUGAAAAAUAAAUAAAAAAUAAUGUAUGCACUCACUAACUGUAAGUCACUCUGGAUAAGAGCGUCUGCUAAAUGACUAAAAUGUAAAUGUAUUUAAAAUGUUAGAUUUCACUGGCUACCCUAUAGCCAGUUGUUUGCAGUGAGUUUGACAAAUGGAUUGUGCAACUGUUGAUGAAGUUUACUUGCUUGAUUGCAUUGUUAAUUGAUAGAUCCUGAUUAAGGAUUAGGAUCCUGUAACCGUGUUAUUUCCAUGUUGUUAUGUUUCCUCUGGCUACAGGCAGUCUGGCGCUGUGGGAUCCCGGCUGACCGGAGCAGGCUGGGGAGGCUGCGCUGUCUCCAUGGUCCCCACUGACAAGGUGGAGUCUUUCCUAAAGAGCGUCAGAGAGCUGUACUACACCCCAGACCCACAUAGAGCAGAGCUAGAGAAACACAGUCUGUUUGUCUCCAAGCCUGGUGGAGGGGCGGCCAUCUUCCUUGAAGAGUGA